AUGACCUUCCCCAGCAAAAGGAAACUGGUAAAGGCGGAGCAGUUCACCGAGAAGAAGAGGGCGAAUGCGCGGGGGAUAGUGAAGGCCGAAGGGGAGUCAGUGGGCGGUGCAGUAGCAGAUGCGGUGGAUGCGGCAGUUGUGAGUGCCCCCCCCGUGGGGAGAGAAGGUAGCGGGUCGGCCAUCGCCUGCUCGAUCCCGCACGGGAGUCGGCUGAAGAAGGGGGCCAUAAUCGAAAUCACGGUAUUCAACUGGAUGGUGUUUAGCGGGCCGGUGACGCUGAAGGCAGAAGAAGGAAUAAACCUGAUCGCAGCCGCAAACGCAAGCGGGAAGUCCUCCCUCGUGUGUGCCCUUGUCUUUGGCCUAGGCUACAACUCGAAUAUCCUCUCGAGGAGCAAAGACCUAAUCAAUUACAUAAAAAAGGGAGAAAAAAAAAGUUUCAUUGAAAUUAAGUUAAAGAAAGACGAAAGGACAAACACGACGAUAAAGAGAAUUAUGAACAUAACUCAGAAUAAGUUGGAGACAUUCUGGUUCGUCAACUGCAAAAAGGUUAACCAGACAGACAUACAGGAGCUACAGAAGGAGUUCCAUCUCAACUUAGGCAAUUUGAUAACAUUCAUGCCACAAGAAAAUGUAAGUCGAUUCUCUAGGCUAACCCCAGAGGAGCUAUUCGAGUGCACUCUCAUGGCGAUUGAUAAGAAUCUACUAGACAGAUAUCAUCACUUAAAGAAACUGAUAAGGGAGAAGAAGGAGGGAGAGCACAACAUGCAGUUGCUGGAACAUCAAGUGAAGGAGGAAGAAAAACUUAUAAUCGAUUUGGAAGAAAAAAAAGGGAAAUUUGAAAGCUUCAAAAAGUUACUAGCCAAAGUUAGAACAUAUCGAGUGAAAAAAUCCAUUAUGGUUAUGAAUGUCAAAAAAAAGCAGCUCGAAGAAGUGAGAGGAAAUUUGGACUCCCUCGUGAAGGAGAAAAAUGCACACUUCGAGACGCUGAGGCAGUACCUAUCCGAAGUGGAGAAGUGUCACAAGGUGAUUAAUCAUCUGUCUGAGAAACUCUACAAAGAGAAGAAAAAAAUCAAGGAGGCAACAACGCGAUAUAUCAAGAUAAAUGUCCAAUUGGACGAAAUAGAGGCGCAAAUUGUCAGCGAGGAGAAGGUCAUGGAAGACGCGGUACAACACAUGCACGAAAAUGAGGAGCAUAUAAAAAACUUGGACAAAAAGAAAAAAAAAAUUGAGGAAGAGCUAGACCAGAUAGAACAAUUCUUUCGUCAAAGGGCCACACAAAUGGGGAUCCAAAAGGGAGAUGAUGAUACGGAGGUGUCAGAAAAGGCACUCCAAGAGGAACUAAAAGACAUGGCCAACAAGAAUAAGCAGUUCCUGAUGAGGAAGUACGCACUGCAGACGGAGCAUGCGUCCCUCAUGGGGAAGCUACAAAAAAGGCAGAACUAUCAGAACAUACAGGAGGAGAAGUUCCUAAAUAGCAUAGAGUUUACACUACGUGAAAGGAUCUUGAAUUAUAAAAGGAACAUAAAAAGCAUUGUACUGACACACCAGCUGUUAAGCCAAUCGUUUUUAGAGGACCUAAAGAAAAAGUAUGACUUAUCUAAGAUCACAAGUCAGAACGAAAUGAAUGGAGAGAUUAUCGCUGAGUUAUCCAAGCGGAACAUCAUUUAUGGACCACUCUGCAAAUAUAUCAAAUGCAUCAAUCCGCAGUUCGAUUACGUGCUGGAGUUUUCCCUAAAAAAGUACUUCAAUAGUUUUCUUCUCAUCGAGAAGGAAAAUACAUCCCUGCUGGAGUCUCUCUACAAGGAUUAUAAGCUAUCCGUGAUUACCAUGUCGAAGGAGAAUCACAAAUUGUGCCACGUGACCAACGAAAUGAGAGAGCAUGGGGUGGAAUGUUUCAUUUAUGAGUUAUUUGAAAGCCCUCAGAUUGUAAAAAAUGGACUUAUGAAUUUCAUCCCUAUCAAUAUCGCCUUCGUACUCCGAGAGGGAACUUUUAAAAACAAGACUACGAAGGAAAUAACCCAUUUUAACAAUUUCAUGUUGGAAGAGAUUUCCAGACAGAUCAAUGAACAGGUCGGUAGUCUCCUCUAUUUCUGUGAACAAAAUGUGCAUCGAUACAGGAUAAGUACGUACAAUCAGAAUGUCUUUAUCGACAACUUCACCUUCAUAGAGAGGAAGUGCAAAAUAUUAUACUACAUCAGCUCGGAGGUGAAAAAAGACAUUCAUAUGUUGGAGAAAAGGAGGAAAGAAUGCGAAUCCGAGAUGCACACAUUGAAGAAGAAUAUGGACGAAUUGGAUGUCUUGAAGAAGAAGAAAAAUGAUCAGUACAAUAACCUCAUUCUACAAAGAAGUGAGGUCAACAUUAGGAAAAAGAAAAAAUUGCUUCUACUUAGGGAACUUCGAACCGUGGAGGAGAAUCUGAACCUGUACCUCAAGGGGGAACAACUCAUUGAUGAGAAAAAAAAUAAAAUAACCAUACGGAUUAACCAUCUGAAUGAGAAGAAGAUAAAGCUUUGUAGCGAUUACUUUGACACACUGAAAGGACACAAAGGCAACGACAUGGAAGCCUUUUCCCUCGGGAGGAGACUCUCCCAGUGGAAAAAAUACCUCUCCCUCGUCAAGAGCCAAAACGCAGAAAGUGAGCAAAAACACCAAAUGCUGAAAUCACAGAUUGAUCUGGAGAACACCAAACAUGCUGCCCUCAUCCACGAUAUUGACGAUCUGCAAAAUCUGGUGAAGGUACAGAAGGCAGAACUCUGCAAGGAGGAAAUCAAAUCGCUCAACGAGAUUAAAGUCUCCCUCGACGAGAUCGAUAACAUUCUCCAGGAAUGUGCCAUUCAACAGAGGAUCUAUAACAACUUAGAAAAAAAUGAGGAGAAAUAUAAUAUGCUCGUUUCAUCCAUAGAACGCCACAAUGAAAAUGUGAGACAAAAAAAGGAACAGAUAAUUAACCUGGGAAAGGAACUCGAAAUGCAUAGCAAGCAAAUUCAGUUCGUCCUCUCCAAUUGGGUAAAUCAAAUCGAUGAAUGUAUCCUCUUCCUAAAUCAUAACUUAGGCAAAUUUAUAGCCUUUAUAAACCCCGACUAUGGUGCAAAAAUCGAACUGGCUAAAAAAAACGACCUUUUUGAACGAUGCGAAUUGUACAUAAAAGUGAAGUUUAAAAAGACGGCUCCAUUUUUGCUACUCUCCGUUUCGCAUCAAUCCGGGGGGGAACGCUCCCUCACCACAAUGCUGUACAUCCUAUCCAUUCAGAAACUAACAAAGAAUGGCUUCUACGUAUUGGACGAACUGAACCAGGGGCUCGACCACACCAACGAGAAGAAGAUUUUUGAGCUGCUCUCCUGCCUCAGCAACCCCUCCAUGUAUAAGCAGCACUUCAUGCACCACUACGAUUAUAAGCACAUCCAAAUUGACUACCAGUCGAAGCCACAGUACUUCAUUUUGACGCCCCAGAUAAUUCGGGACAUCUUCUUCAAGGACAUCACGGUGCACUACCUCUUCAACGGCUUCGGCGUCCUCCCCGGCCAGUUCGACGAGGCGGUCGACGGAGCGGUGGACAACUUCUAG
Molecule: messenger RNA, 3564 nt
Organism: Plasmodium inui San Antonio 1
Lineage: Eukaryota; Apicomplexa; Aconoidasida; Haemosporida; Plasmodiidae
Exons: 1
Coding region: 1-3564 (1187 amino acids)
Biological process (GO): double-strand break repair via homologous recombination
Cellular component (GO): Smc5-Smc6 complex
Molecular function (GO): ATP binding; ATP hydrolysis activity
Source: RefSeq, a predicted model, not a curated record